This is a messenger RNA of Trichobilharzia szidati, 1089 nucleotides long. The record is from the annotation of a GenBank genome assembly. NCBI's taxonomy places the organism in Eukaryota, Metazoa, Platyhelminthes, Trematoda, Strigeidida, Schistosomatidae.
AUGGGUCCGAAUAACAAUUGCGGACGACCGGACUGCCACUUUCCGGUGGAUGAUGGUAUGCAGUGUGACAACUGCAGCCUAUGGUUUCACAAGGUUUGCACUGGUUUGUCACCAGUAGCCUAUAAGAGAUGUUGCAUGCCGUCAUCUCCGUGGCUGUGCAAAUUUUGCAGCAACCCGUUGGAUGUCCUCAUCCAAGAGGCAGUGGGACUCCUGAUGUCCAAGAAAUUGACUAAAGACGUAGUCGAGAAGCCUGUACCAGAAAUCAUAGCCAAAAAUGGCGGUUCAGGGCAUAAUUUUAAAACCGAAGGUGUAUCGCCACCUGUAGCUCAGGGGGCAAAAGAGGCACAGAGUGCUCAAAUGUCUGUAGCGACUAAGCGCAAACGGCAAAGGAAAUCUAAAAGGGCGAGUAGUGCCAGCAUGGCAACACCAGCCUGUGAAAUGGCCACCCCAAAGCGCAGCGUGUCUAGUGCACGAAUGGCCUCUAGUUGCGGCGAAAACAAAGUGGAAGAAACUGACUCCACUUGGUUGGUGCCGUCAGGUAAGAAGCAAAAUAAACGAAGGAAAGAAACAGCAACCGAGUUCACCAACAAGGUCUCGAUGGCUGUUAGUACCAGCCAAACUCAGAAACCUACGGACUCCAGUUACAGUGUUAUCAUCUGGAAUUUGGAGGAAUCUAAGAACACAGAUCCAGCUGCCCGACAUGCAGAUGAUCUGAAGGCGGUUAGCUCCAUAAUCCGGGAAAUACUUCCCGAAAAAACAAUUGGAGUUCACGUAAGAAAAGCCAUCAGGAUCGGAAAACGAAACCCUGAUGCUACGGAAACUUCUCGACGACUACUUAAGAUAGUUUUAGGGAAUGAAACAGAGAAAAGCACCAUCCUCAACAACGCGUUCAAAAUUAACGAUAAAAGCUUAAAAAUAAGGCCUGAUUGGCCUUUAGAAGAUAGAAUCAAAAGAAGAGAAGCCGUGGCUGAACUAAAGGCCAGACUAGAGAAAGGUGAAAAAGACCUCAAGAUAUUGGGUUUUCGGGUGGUGAGGUCUCGGAAACCGAUGCUGCCGAGACCUCUCUUCAUAAGCCGGAUGAACACGUAG